Molecule: messenger RNA, 2660 nt
Organism: Octopus bimaculoides (California two-spot octopus)
Lineage: Eukaryota; Metazoa; Mollusca; Cephalopoda; Octopoda; Octopodidae
Biological process (GO): regulation of transcription by RNA polymerase II
Cellular component (GO): PcG protein complex; nucleus; chromatin
Molecular function (GO): RNA polymerase II cis-regulatory region sequence-specific DNA binding; DNA-binding transcription factor activity, RNA polymerase II-specific
Source: RefSeq, a predicted model, not a curated record
UCCGUCACUGCCAUCAACACGAAUGCUGACGAGGCUCGGGAACGUGCAUUAUAAAUGCUUAUUAACCGAUCGACUAUAAUGAAAUCAAACAUCAAAACUUCCAUUCUAAGAAUUUCCCCCUUGUUAUCUUUUAGAUAAACAUUUCGCUAAAUGAAUAUGGAAAUCCGUAUGGCAAGUUAAAUGGUUUAUCGCUUGGGAAUUAUUGAAUUUGAAGCGGUCAGAUUGCUUAUUGAAGUGAGCGAAUGUGUUGUUUUAUGCUGGUUCCGUGUCCGCAUGGUGUGGAGGUCGCAGUGUUGCAUGGCGGUCUAGGUGGGUGCCAGGAUCUUUGGGAAUUUUGGAUCUGAAUUGAUGGAGAUGGAUGAUCUGGAUCAUGUGACUGAUUCUGUGGCCAUUAAGAAUGAUUUACACACCCGAGAACUAGAAGAGUCGAUUCAAGUGAACCCUCAUGGUUUUACUGCUGAAACAGCAGGACAAAAAGUUAUUGGCCUUCUUCUUCAUACCACUGAGGGUGACAGUGAUGGGGCAAUGAGCCAAGCCCACCCUGUGACUGUUGUAACAGCAAACACUGACCAUGCAGUACAAGCAGUUACACUUGCUGAUGGUACUACGGCUUAUUUACAUCCUACAAAAGAUGCCAAAUUUUUUGAUGGCACGACAGUAACGACUGGUACAAAUCCAAAAUUUGUACAUUUGAGCCUGGCAUUAUUUGGACUUGGAGUGCAGGGAUCUGGAACAAAUACCACAAUUACAGAAGCUGAGGCUACAGCGACCACAACGACGACCACCAAAUUUGUUGAUGGCCAACCUGUACAGUUGGAAGAUGGCAGUACUGCUUACCUUCAUCACCAUCACAAAGAGGGUCUUCAAGCAGUGCAGUUAGAAGAUGGAACUACAGCUUACAUUGCUCACACUGCACCUCAGGCAUUGUUCAGUGACACUGCAAAUCUGGAUGAUGGUGAAGGACUCAAUUUGGACCAUCUUAAUUCACAUCUUACAGAUGAAAAUUCUCUGAAUGAGGAUGACAUUGAUGUGAAACCUACUGCUAUUGCAGUAAUUACAAACUCCAGCCCAUUGACUACAGCAGACAAAGGACUUGCAAUUCCUGGAGAACGAUCCUAUCGAUGCGUAUUUGAAGGCUGUGAGCGUUUAUAUACAACACAGCACCAUCUAAAGGUUCAUGAGCGAUCGCAUACAGGAGAUCGUCCUUUCAAAUGCAAAUUUCCUGGUUGCAGAAAGGCAUUUGCCACUGGGUAUGGCCUAAAGAGUCAUACCAGGGUCCAUACUGGCGAGAAACCUUACAAGUGCCCUGAAGAAAACUGUGAUAAAGCAUUUAAGACAUCUGGGGAUUUACAAAAACAUGUUCGAACUCACACAGGUGAAAGACCGUUUAAAUGUCCCUUUGUGGGUUGUGAAAGAUCGUUUACCACAUCCAAUAUUCGUAAAGUUCACAUCCGAACGCACACAGGAGAGAGGCCUUACACCUGUCAGGAAGAUGGCUGUGGACGAGCUUUUGCUUCAGCGACUAACUAUAAAAACCAUGUCCGAAUACAUACAGGGGAAAAACCUUAUGUCUGCACUGUGCAAGAUUGUGGCAAGCGGUUUACAGAAUAUUCCAGCUUAUAUAAACAUCAUGUUGUUCACACUCAUUCCAAGCCUUACGUGUGCAACCACUGUGGUAAGACCUAUCGGCAAACCUCCACAUUGGCAAUGCACAAACGAACGGCCCAUGGCGAAGAAGUAACUGCUGAAAGUGAAGCAGCUCAACUUUUGAGUGGUGAACAGCCUCCAGAUAUUGAUGAUGGAGGUGAGAGUCUUGAAAAGAAACCUCGUCUGCACUACAGUUUAAGUGCUGCUGAUGGAAGCGGUUUGCCCGAAGACAGUGAAGGUACACUAGUUAUCAAUACUUCAGAAGGACAAGUGUGCUACACAUCUGAAGGCCAACAGAUAACGAUGAUGGCGGAUAAUGAACGUGUAAGUGUGGUGGCAGAAGACAACACAAUGGUUGCACUGCAGGCAAUUCCACAUCAAACACAAGCUGCUCUCCAACAGCAUGGAAUGGCUCGCAUCAGUAUUGGAGGUGAUCCUAACCAACAAGUGUUUGUUGUAGCAGAUCCUUCUCAAUUUCAUGCAUUUCAGCAACUUGCUGAGCAACAGCAGCACUUUGAUGUCACUGAAGGUUUAGAAGCAGCCACAAACUCAACAGACGGCAGCAACUCAACAAGCGUGGCACCCAGUAACUGUAUUGUAUCCGGUACCAAUUCCGACACAACAGCCAUAUUGACAUUUCACACGGAAUGAAAUUCAGAGAAAAGACAAAGAAAAAGGUGAAAGCUAUUUUAAUUUAAACCAACAAAACUCCUCCACCCUUGCACUGUUUUACUGUUUGAAAGGGAAGAAGAUAUUUACGGAAAGGUCAGAGCAGACAGGACAAAAACUCAACACAACAACAAUGGACACACAUUUGUUGAACUGCUAAAUUUUGUUUAUCACAGUUUCUUCUUUAAAUUUACCAUCUUCAUUCUGUGUCUCUUUUUUAACGAAGACGGUUAAUGCAAAAUACACAGAAUCUGAAAUCAAUACUUUUUAAUUUGAUUGAUUAAUUUGAUAUAUUGAUUGAGCAGAAAAGGAAUGACAGUAUUAAUAUAAGUUGAUAUAUAUAU